AUGAAGUUCCUUGCUGCUGUCGUCGCUGGUGGUCUGUCUGGACUGGCCCUGGCUGCUCCUACCGCUACCAUCGACUCACUGGAGAAGCGUGCUAGCGCCAACGAUGCUGCGUUUGGUUAUGCCAGCUUGAACGGAGGCACCACCGGUGGUGCCGGCGGUACCACGACCACCGUCUCGUCAUACGCAGCCUUCACGGCUGCCGUCUCCAGCGACGCCAAGAAGGUGGUCUAUGUCAGCAGCCCCAUCACGCAGACGGCCGACCAGGUCAAGGUUGGCAGCAACACCAGCAUCAUCGGCAAGAAUUCCAACGCUGUUCUCACGGGAUUCGGCCUUCUGGUCAAAAAGAAGUCCAACGUGAUCAUCCGCAACCUGGGAGUCAAGAAGGUUCUGGCUGCCAAUGGAGAUGCCAUUGGCGUUCAAUACUCCAACAAUGUCUGGAUCGACCACGUCGAUGUCUCUUCUGACCGCGACCACGACAAAGACUACUACGACGGUCUGAUUGAUCUCACCCACGCCGCCGACUACGUGACCGUCUCCAACAGCUACAUCCACGACCACUGGAAGGCGUCCCUGGUCGGCCACUCCGACAGCAACGGCGCCGAGGAUAAGGGCCACCUGCGCGUCACCUACGCCAACAACUACUGGUACAACAUCAACUCGCGCGCCCCCUCCCUCCGCUUCGGCACCGGCCACGUCUACAACAGCUACUUCGAGAACGUCAGCGACGGCAUCAACACCCGCGACGGCGCCCAGGUCCUCGUCGAGUCCAACCAGUUCGUCGGCUCCAGCAAGCCCCUCUACUCGACUGACAGCGGCUACGCCGUCUCCAGGGACAACGACUUUGGAGGCGCCUCGAACGCCGCCCUGCAGGGUACCCUGACCAGCGUUCCGUACUCGUACUUUCUGGUUGGAUCCAGCAAGGUCAAGGCAGCCGUUGUCGGAACGGCCGGUCAGACUCUGACCUUUUAG
This is a messenger RNA of Aspergillus viridinutans, 969 nucleotides long. RefSeq names its product pectate lyase family protein. The coding region runs from base 1 to 969 and encodes 322 amino acids. The transcript has 5 exons. Gene Ontology annotation, molecular function: pectate lyase activity. The record is from RefSeq and is a predicted model, not a curated record. Lineage: Eukaryota; Fungi; Ascomycota; Eurotiomycetes; Eurotiales; Aspergillaceae.